Puccinia graminis f. sp. tritici CRL 75-36-700-3 is the source of this 1748-nucleotide messenger RNA. RefSeq lists its product as uncharacterized. Gene Ontology annotation, molecular function: protein binding. Bases 182 to 1297 code for a protein of 371 amino acids. The transcript has 6 exons. NCBI's taxonomy places the organism in Eukaryota, Fungi, Basidiomycota, Pucciniomycetes, Pucciniales, Pucciniaceae. The record is from RefSeq and is a predicted model, not a curated record.
CUCGGAGACGCCAGGAGACACCUGCUCUCAUUGCUUAUCAACGUUGCCUUGCUCGGGUCCCCCCUCUACCUCGAGCAGCCUCAAUCUCCCCCUUCUCUCCCCAACUCAAGGUAGACUUUAUUAGCCAUCUUGAUUGAAGCAGACUAGAAAAGAAUCUCCCUCAAAAAACUUAGCAAUCAUCAUGUCUUACAAUCAAGGCUAUCAAUCCGCCCCUCCUCCAGACUACCAGCAAAACUACGGGCCACCAGCUGGCAAUACUGGGGGGCCGCCCCCAACCCAGGGAUACCAAUCUGGACCUGGAGGUCAACCAAACUACCAAGCCGGACCUCCUAACGGAGUGAGUGGUUGCAGCGCACCCCCGCCUGCGAGUGGCGAACCACCACUUCCGAAUGGCUGGAGAAAAGAGUGGAAUGCUCAAUAUAACGCCUGGUAUUAUGUUAACACCUUAGUCCAGCCACCACAGUCUCAAUGGACCCCUCCGACUCCGGCCCCACCACCACCGGUUUCUCAAUACGCGCCGCCUCCUGGCCCCCCUCCUUCCGGGGCACCUGUUGCAGCUACAUCUCCUCCCACUAACCAAAAGGCCACAGACAAGGAUGGUCCGAAUGUUCCCUCUGGACCCCCCGGACCCCCAACGAACAGCUAUGGUCCAGCUGCAGCUCCUCCCUCAACUGGAAACUGGGGCGCCCCGCCCAACAAUUAUGGUCAAUCUCAAGGGACCCCUCAACCGGGUGGGAAUACUGCGUUCGGUGGACAGAAUCCCGCAGAAAGGAAUGGGCCUAAUGGCUUUUCCGCGCCGCCUAACCAAUCUGCCCCUCCAUCCAACUGGGGUCCAGGCACGAACAACUACGGACCGCCUUCAGGGCCCCCUCAAUCAAAUAACUAUGGCCCUCCUCCCACCAAUUACGGCCCGCCUCCAGGCGUCCCUCAACCGACUAACUACGGCCCUCCCCCCAACAAUUAUCCGACACCUCCAAAUGGUUAUGGUGCCCCUCCACCGGGCGCCGCUCCACCUGCUGGAAAUUAUGGUUAUCCAGGAGAGGGAAAUGCCCCUGGUGGUGGGUAUGCCCCUGCGCCUCAACGAGGCCCAUCGGCAAAUCCUAUGCAACCGGUUGGCAAUGCACCACCGCCAGCUGAUGCAAAAAAGAAAGGUAUGCUCGGAGCUGGUCUUGGAGUCUUAGGGGGCUUAGCAUUGGGAGCUUUCGCCAACCACGAAUGGCACCAACAUGAGCGUCAUGAGGAAGAAAGACAAGAAGAGGCCUACGAAGCCGGAAUUCACGAUGCCCUCCGGUUUUGAAAGCCAUCUGCUCUAUCACUAAGCAGCAGUGUGCAGAGAUAUUAUGGCCACUCAGUUUUUACUCGCGGAAGACAAGACUACAGGUACUGAAGCAUCCUUCUGGGAUCAUUGAACAUUUCAUGUACCAGAUCAUUUUGUACUACAUUCUUGCACGGUGCCUCAAUCAUUUUCACAUCUUUCACAUCAAUUUGUAACCGUUUCUUUUCUCCUCCUCGGCAAAAACUUGUUAUAGAGUCGAAUCGACUUCUCUAGACCGCGGAAUUACGAAUGGGCUGACUAUCUGCUCGUCAGCUACAGGGUCCGCCCUCGCUCAAUUCAGAAAUCAGUUCUUUGUCAUCUCAUUUUGUUUCCGUAUUUAUUUCAAUGAAUUGGUUAGCAACACGACUUGAUCUUCAGUUUGAAUCCAUCAAUAUGUAGACAUUCUGGAGGAAAGAUGAACAUAAUGUCCGAA